This is a messenger RNA of Orcinus orca (killer whale), 1241 nucleotides long. RefSeq lists its product as uncharacterized. Lineage: Eukaryota; Metazoa; Chordata; Mammalia; Artiodactyla; Delphinidae. The transcript has 4 exons. Bases 399 to 1007 code for a protein of 202 amino acids. The record is from RefSeq and is a predicted model, not a curated record.
AGCUGCUGCCGGCUGUCCUGGCCAGUGGCUCACACGCUCCACUGCAGCCCCUGCAGACGCUCCCUGCCCUGGUUUUUGUUCAACCUGGCCCGGCGGGCGGGCGAGUCGGGCGAGGCGGGGGCAGGAAUGUGUGCAGGCCCGGCGCCCGCCCUGCCGCUGCGUCACUAGUUGCCUCCCUCCCGGCCUAUGGGAGCCCAGGGGACACACCUGUCGGCCGCCAGGAGUGGAGAUUGGUUGGGCCCAGAGCAGACACCUGCGUGGGGAGGGGGGAGGCCCUACAUGUAAGGCGAGCCGGGGCCUCGCUGCCUCUUCCCUGCCCUGCCCCGCACCACCUCCAUUGUUCCCAGUCGCUCUCAGAACUUUCCCCAAAGGCCCGGCGAGCCGUCCACUGCACACGCAUGGACCUCGGGUUCCUUUGUGCGGAGCCUCCGAAGAGGGCGGCGGGCCGCGGGUCUCCCCAGGCAGCAGGCGUCCCACCUUGGUUGUGGGCAGGUUGGGCCGAAGCCAGACCUGGGCGCCCAGGCCACGGACCAGGGGCUGACAGGUUCACGAGGGUCUUCCAUUCAUCACACCGGAGCGCCAUUUCCCGCCAGACUUUUUACCUGACCAGGCCUGACAGCAGCCCUCCUAACAGCCGGCAGGGAGGCCAAGCGCAGAGAUGCCGACACCAGAUGGACAGUCCCUGCAGGCCCCACAGUCACCACAGAGACGGGAGCCACCCACAAGAGGAAGCCCAAAUCCAGGACGCUGGGCAGCACCCCUCCCCGGGCAGGGCGGGCCUGACUGCGUGCCCAGUUCAAGGGCUAGGACCACGGGCCGCCCAAAGGGCCCGCAGAGGGGUGGGGGCCACGUCUUCCCAGAGGUGCCCCCUCACCAGUGCCCCAGCGCCUGUGGCCCGCAGCCGCACCCACUUCCUCCACUGCCAGGGACCACCUCCUCGGACCCAGGCUGGGCCCAUGAGAGAUCAAUGGGGAGCCACCGAGAGGAGGGGCUCCUACGUCAGCUAAGCCAGCUGGACCAAGACGCAGAUGGGCUCGGGCAGGGCCCAGGGAGGGGCAGAAAAGCCACCAGCUGGGCCAGAGCCUCUGACCACCCACUCUGCCCGCAGAGCUGGAUGAUGCUGACACUGCCAGGCCCCGGGCCGCCCUCCUGGAGAAGCACCCGCUGGAGGGGGAGAAGCAGCGGCCCGGCACCGGGCAGGGCCCCUUCUUCUACAUCGGAGGCACCGACGGGGCCGCAAU